This is a messenger RNA of Pyrgilauda ruficollis (rufous-necked snowfinch), 3637 nucleotides long. It is a transcript of the gene GLE1, whose product is annotated as GLE1 RNA export mediator. NCBI's taxonomy places the organism in Eukaryota, Metazoa, Chordata, Aves, Passeriformes, Passeridae. Gene Ontology annotation, biological process: poly(A)+ mRNA export from nucleus; regulation of translational initiation; regulation of translational termination. The record is from RefSeq and is a predicted model, not a curated record. The transcript is spliced from 16 exons. The coding region runs from base 90 to 2288 and encodes 732 amino acids. Gene Ontology annotation, molecular function: inositol hexakisphosphate binding; translation initiation factor binding; phospholipid binding. Gene Ontology annotation, cellular component: nuclear pore cytoplasmic filaments; nuclear pore; cytoplasm.
AUGCGGCCAUCGCGGCCCGGAAGGGGCCGGCCCGGCCGUGAGGGACGCCGGUGGCCGUGAGGGAGCCCCUGGGCCAGUGCGGGAUCGUCAUGGAGUCGUGGCAGCUGCGUUUCGACACUCUGGAGGCCCUGCGCCUCUCCAGCAAGGGCCGGCUGAGCUACUGCAGCCACUGGCAGGAGGAUGAGGCUGCCUUGGAAGGAUGUGUGGCACCCGUUGAGCUCUCCCCUUACUGCGGCUGGGUGCUGGACAGCCUUAGUGGGCAAUUAGCGCAGGAAAUCGCACCCUCCGGGACUUCAACGCCCAAACAAUCCACUCCACUCCCAAAACGGGCAUCUGCGGAGAAGGUCCCGCCUGGCAGCCACCAGAGCUCUUCACCACCUUCAUCUACAGAGCCCAGUGAGACCAAGGAAAGUGAUCAUCUUAGUCUCCUGGAAAUGAAUCAAGAAGUUGUUCCAGCAGUUCUGUCGUCUAAAGUUGCAAAAGUCGAAGGCUGCAUUCGGAUGUAUGAAGAGAUCCACAGGCUGAAAGCAAAGGAGAGGCUGAGGCAGCGGCAGGAGGAGCAGGAGCAGAUGGUGAGGGCAGCCUAUGCCCAGGCCAGUGAGCAGCUGAAGCGCUUUGAUGAACUGAGGGAGCUGAAGCGGCAUCAGGAAUUCCAGGAGUUGCAAGAAGUAAUGGAGAAGAGCUCAAAGGAGGCUCAGGGGCAGCAAGAGAAGUUGAAGGAAGAGCACCGACAUAGAGCAAAGAUAUUGAACCUAAAAUUGCGUGAGGCAGAGCAGCAGAGGCAGCGCCAGGAAGAGCUGGAACGUUUGCGCAAGGAGGAGGGCCAGGAGAGGCUGCGUCGCCUUUAUUCCAUCCAGGAGGAACUGCUGCAGCUGAACCAGCAGAUUGAUCCCAACUACAGGCACAAAGACUUGCCCAGAAUCGAUCUGUCUGCAUACAGCAAUCGUGGCAACCAGAUCUGUGGACUGGUGUCAGGGCUCAUCCGCACCACGAGCGAGAGAGGGUUCCCAACUCAAGCAGAUGUGGCCAGCACUGAACGAGCCCUGCAGGAGAUGCGAGGGUUGAUAUCCAGCAUGCAGCAGGAAAUUGCUGCAGCUCUAGAAGAAAAGAAGAGGAAAGAUGAAGAGGAAAAGAAACAAAAGCAGAAGGAGUUAGAGAAAAAAGAGCAGAUGAAGAGUCAGACUCCUGCCUCUGCACAGCAGUCAGGGGAAAAGCAGCAGAAGGAAGGGCUUCAGGUUAAAACUGAAGAAAGUAUCAUGCAGUGGUACCAGCAGCUUCAGGAUGCUGCCCAGCAAUGUGUUGCUGCUUUCAGUGAAAUUGGAAACUGCAAAGGCAACACUGAGGUGAAGAAGAUAAAAACAAACUUGCAGAAAGCAGCUACAAUCCCUGUGAGCCAGAUCUCUAGCAUAUCAGGCUCUAAGCUGAGAGAGGUGUUUGACAAGAUCAAUAACCUGCUGUCUGGGAAGCCUGUUCAGACUGAAGGGCAGUCCGUGUCGGUGACUCAGCAUCCACAGGGGCUGGAGUUUGUUUGCUACAAACUUGCAGAGAAGUUUGUGGUGAGGAAAUCUCUUCUUUGGGGUGGCACAGGUGGCCCGUGCUCUUGGACACUGAACUGUCUCUUCAGCUGUGAAGAACAAAAUCAUUGGAAACAUGGGGAAGGAGAAGUAUCUUUUCACCAUGAGUCAGCUUUCCCAAUUGCUGUGGUGCUCUCAGGAAUCUGGGAAUUACACCCUCGAGUCGGAGACAUCUUUUUAGCUCAUCUGCACAAAAAGUGCCCAUAUUCUGUGCCAUUUUACCCUGCUCGGAAAGAAGGGACUUCUGUGGAAGAGUAUCAGAGGAUGCUUGGAUAUGAAGUUCAUGAUUCUAAAGUGGAAGAACAGGAUCAUUUUCUUAAAAGGAUGUCAGGAAUGAUUCGUCUCUAUGCUGCCAUCAUUCAGCUCCGCUGGCCCUAUGGAAACAAACAAGGGGCACAUCCUCAUGGUCUGAGCUAUGGAUGGCGCUGGCUUGCACAGAUGUUGAAUCUGGAGCCACUGGCAGAUGUGACAGCUAUGCUGCUUCUGGAUUUCCUGGAAGUGUGUGGCAAUGCUCUGAUGAAGCAGUAUGGGAUUCAGUUCUGGAAAACAAUGUUCUUUAUCCAGAAAUCCUAUAUCCCAAGGAUUGAAGCUGUGACCAGCUCUGGCCAGAUGGGCUGUUUGUCACGUUUGAAGAAUUUCGUGCAGAAAUGUCUACGUGCAGAGGAAAUUCCAUUACCAAAGGGCAUUUUGACACCUUCCUUUUGGAGAACAUAAAUCAGCCUGUAUUUCCUUUCCCCUUAAUGUUUAAUUCAAGAAGAUUUAUUUGUUAGAUUCAAAGCUAAUCUCUGCAUUAGAUCUUUAUAAGUUUUUGUAUAAUAAAUUACUGACACUUCAAGUCCUUUCCUUCAUAUGUUUAAUCAUGUGGAAGAUGCUUUAAAUCCAUUGUGCUGAUGGCUCUGGAGUUAAGGACUCUUGGACUGAGAAAUUGCACAGUGCUGUUUGGCCCAUGGAAGUGAAAAUACCUCACAGCUUUAUGAACUCUUAACAGCAUAAUCAAUCUCAAACUUACUGCAAGAACUUUAUUUUUGUAUUUCUUGCAUCUUUUAUAAUUCAGCUGUAAUUAUGCUGAUGGACUUGUUCUCAACAUCAUCUAAAAUCUGUGGUGAGGCUGCUGAAGGUUGAGCAGUGCUGACACUUGUCUCCCUUGGAUGUAACUUCACUCCAAAAGGCAGGACUCUGGGUUGGAGGGAGGUAGACUCACUGCUCCAAAAGGUUUGUGGGGGAAAGAAGAACUCCUGUAAUAAUCAAAAUUCUUUGGUUUUUUUUUCUGUUGGAGAAGGGGCAGUCAAGAAAAUCCACAGCUCCUGGAUGAAUAGAGAUGGAAAAUCUGUUGCAUUUACAGUGAGCUGUCCUUGAACUGUUUUGGUGGCCUCUAAGAUGAGAAAAUUUAUUUCUGAGUUCUACAGGGUAGUUAAUUAUUCUGGCAAUAUACUCUUGCAAGUGCUAUUGAAAAUGUUAUUUUUACCAGACUGGGGUUUGUUUUUCCUAGGGGCACCAGGGCUUGAAGCUGUAGAACAUGGAAUUGAGGUUCUCCUGUGAGAAUAUGGAUUUGAUUUUCCAUAUAGUUCUUGAGAUUUCUGAGAAAAGGUUGUAACGUGUGCUUUGGAAUUCAGGCCUGUAAAACCCUUGUCUUUAAAAUGGUUUAAUACCCAAGUUAAAUUUGUAUUUGGUUUAUGUAUUUUGUAAACUGACUCUGGAAUACUUUAGACUACUGUUACCUUGUGAUUGUUCUGGGAAAUUGGAAAUAUCCUCCUGGUGUGCGUUUGCCAGAUAAUUCUGAAGCAAUGCAACUUUUAUUAGUAUACUUGAAAAUGUACAAGGUUUUUUGAUACUGAGUGGAGAUGUUUUAAUUUUAUAUUGCAUAUUUCAUAAUUAUGGUGGAGAUUCACUUUGCCAAGACAGUAAUUGGUCAUGUCUGUUAGAAACAAUUGCCUACCUGUGCCAAACCCAAGGAAGAAUUUGAUGAUGUACUUGUGAAAUACAAUAUUAUUUUUGCUGACAGCUACUUGGGGUUUCUAACAUUUGUGGGGUAAAUAAAAGUAUAUAUUUUUAUAAAAAAAAAA